Messenger RNA from Lachancea mirantina, 408 nucleotides. Lineage: Eukaryota; Fungi; Ascomycota; Saccharomycetes; Saccharomycetales; Saccharomycetaceae. The record is from the annotation of a GenBank genome assembly.
AUGGGAGCGUGGCUCUUCGUACUAGCGGUUGUGCUAAACUGUGUUAAUCUUUUUGCACAAGUCCAUUUCACUAUUUUGUAUGCGGAUCUGGAAGCAGACUACAUCAAUCCAAUCGAGCUAUGUUCAAAGGUCAAUAAAUUGAUAACUCCUGAGGCCUCCUUGCAUGCGUUCAUCUCGAUAUUGUUCUUGUUGAACGGGUACUGGUUUGUGUUUUUGAUUAACUUGCCUUUGCUAGCUUUCAAUGCCAACAAAAUUUACAAGAAACUGCAACUGCUCGAUGCCACUGAGAUCUUUAGAACUUUAGGGAAGCAUAAGAAAGAGAGCUUUUUGAAGCUAGGUUUCUACCUGUUGAUGUUCUUCUUCUAUUUGUACAGAAUGAUCAUGGCUUUGAUUGCCGAGAGCGAGUGA